Lagopus muta (rock ptarmigan) is the source of this 2198-nucleotide messenger RNA. RefSeq lists its product as uncharacterized. The record is from RefSeq and is a predicted model, not a curated record. The transcript has 2 exons. Bases 559 to 1290 code for a protein of 243 amino acids. Lineage: Eukaryota; Metazoa; Chordata; Aves; Galliformes; Phasianidae.
CACUGUAAAGAAGUUCUUGCGCAUGUUUGUGCGGAACUUCCUAUGCUCCAGUUUCUGGCCGUUUCCCCUUGUCCUGUCUCCACUCACCACUGAAAAGAGUCCGGCCUCGCCAUUCUGCCCCCCACACCUUAGAUAUUUAUAGACCUGGAUCAGGUCCCCUCUCAGUCUCCUUUUCUCAAGGCUGAACAGACCCAGUUCACUCAGCCUUUCCUCAUAGGGGAGAUGCUCCAGGCCCUUCACCAUCUUCGUGGCCCUCCGCUGGACUCUCUCCAAGAGAUCCCUGUCUUUUUUGUACUGGGGAGCCCAGAACUGGACGCAGUACUCCAGAUGAGGUCUUACCAGGGCAGAGUAGAGGGGGAGGAUCACCUCCUUUGACCUGCUGGACACGCUCUUUUUACUGCACCCCAGUAAGCCAUUGGCCUUUUUGGCCACAAGGGCACACUGCUGGCUCAUGGCCAACCUGUCGUCCACCAGGACACCCAGGUCCCUUUCCGCAGAGCUCCCCUCCAGCAGGUCAUCCCCCAACCUGUACUGGUGCAUGGAAUUAUUCCUCCCCAGAUGCAAGACUCUACACUUGCUUUUGUUAAACCUCAUCCGGUUUUUUUCUGCCCAGCUCUCCAGCCUAUCCAGGUCUUGCUGAAUGGCAACACAGCCUUCAGGCGUGUCAGCCAAUCCUCCCAACUUCGUAUCAUCGGCAAACUUGCUGAGGGUGGCCAUUAUCCCCUCAUCAAGGUCAUUGAUGAAGAUGUUGAACAAGACCGGACCCAGCACAGACCCCUGAGGAACACCGCUAGUUACAGGCCUCCAACCGGACUCUGCACCACCAACAACGACCCUCUGUGCUCUGCCAGUCAGCCAGUUCUCAACCCACCUCAUUGUCCACUCAUCUAUCCCACACUUCCUCAGCUUUGUUAUAAGGACGUCAUGGGGGACAGUAUCAAAUGCCUUGCUGAAAUCAAGGUAGACUACAUCCACUGCUCUCCCCCUAUCCACCCAGCCAGAGACAACAUCAUAGAAGGCUACCAGGUUGGUCAAGCACGACCUCCCCCUGGUGAACCCGUGCUGACUACUCCUGAUAACCUCCUCUUCUUCCAGUUGUCUGGAGAUGACAUCCAGUACAAGCUGUUCCAUCACCUUUCCAGGGACAGAGUCUUCAGGCACCUUCCCCGUCUUCCAAGACUUCUCAAAGAUGACCGAAAGCGGUUCAGCAAUCACCUCUGCCAGCUCCCUCAGCACCCGUGGAUGAAUCCCAUCGGGUCCCAUGGAUUUCUGAACAUUGAUGUUGCCUAGGCGCUCCCGGACCACCUCUUCCCUGACAGAAGGGGGGUCUUCCAUUCCCCAGAUCCUCUCACUAAUCUCCAGGGUCUCAGAUUCCCGAGGGGGAGCUUUUUCACUGAAGACAGAAGCAAAGAAGGCAUUCAGUAUCUCUGCCUUCUCAGCAUCCCCCGUUACCAGAACACCCCCGUCACUUAGCAGGGGAGCCACAUUCUCCCUAGUCUUCCUUUUACUGUUAAUGUACUUGAAAAAAACCUUUUUUAUUAUCCUUUAUCCCCUUUGCCAGAUUUAAUUCCAGGCGGGCUUUAGCCUUCCUUGUCGCAUCCCUGCAGACCCUGACAACAUUCCUGUAUUCUUCCCAAGUAGUCAGACCCUUUUUCCACAUUUCAUGGGCCUUCUUCUUUCCUUUGAGUUUGUGCACGAGCUCCUUGCUCAUCCACACAGGUCUCCUGCCACCCUUUCCCGAUUUCUUCCUUACAGGGACACACCGAUCCUGAGCUUGGAAGAAGAGCUGCUUAAAUGCCGACCAGCUCUCACAGGCCCCCUUGCCUUCCAACACCCUAGCCCAUGAGACAGCUCCAAGUAGGCCCCGAAAGAGAUCGAAGUUGGCUCUCCUAAAGUCCAGGAUAGCAAUCCUACUUUUUGCUUUACUUCUUCCACUCAGGAUCUUGAACUCCACCAUCUCAUGGUCACUACAACCCAAGCUGCCCCCGACCUUUACUUCCCUGACAAGCCCUUCUCUAUUAGUGAGAAUAAGGUCCAGCAGUACCCCUCUCCUCGUCGAUUCCUCAACCACCUGCAUCAGGAAGUUGUCUUCAACACAUUGCAGGAGCCGUCUGGACCACACAAGCCUGGCCACAUUGCUUUUCCAGCAAGUAUCUGGAUGAUUGAAGUCCCCCAUAAGCACCAGCGCCUGGGAUCGU